Eleginops maclovinus (Patagonian blennie) is the source of this 1451-nucleotide messenger RNA. Its product is annotated as complement C1q tumor necrosis factor-related protein 6-like. The record is from RefSeq and is a predicted model, not a curated record. The transcript is spliced from 4 exons. Gene Ontology annotation, molecular function: protein binding. Lineage: Eukaryota; Metazoa; Chordata; Actinopteri; Perciformes; Eleginopidae. The coding region runs from base 1 to 750 and encodes 249 amino acids.
AUGCCUGAAGGGUCUGAUAACUUGGCAAAUACGGGGUCCAUGCAUCUGCAGACAGAACCGGUCACUUUAAACAACAGUGAAGCUUCCGGAGGGAUCACAUCAUUUAAAGUUCAGGGGACAGCAACGUUGUACCAUUUUGUAAAGAUGAGUUUGUCCAUUUUAUUGAUUGUGUCUCUUUUUAGCGGCUCAAUUUUGGCCCAGGGGGACAUUCUUGCCAGUGAAACACAGUUGUGCGAUGCUUGUGAGAUAAAUGAAAAACUAAAGGCUAUGGAAACAAAACUGAUGGACACUGAAAACAGGCUGAAGGACACUGAAAAAGAGAUUCUGGAACUGAAGAACAAAGAAAAGAAAACGGUAGUAUUCAGCGUGGCAGUAGGGGGAGGAGGUACAAACAUUGGACCCUUCAACACAGUCACAACUUUAAUCUACAGGACCGUGAUCACAAGCGUUGGUGGUGCCUACAGUCCGAUCACAGGUAUCUUUGUUGCCCCUGUUGCAGGUCUUUAUUACUUUACCAUCUUCUACAAUGCUGGAGGGAAACAUCAAACUAUACUACAGCUCUACAAGAACAAUGAAUUUCUGCUCGCGACUAGUGAUCGCCCUUCAGCUCCUGACCAGGCUGAUAAUGGAGGAAACGCAGUGUUCCUGCAGCUUGUUCAAGGAGACCAGGUGUAUGUGCGGCUGGGUGCGAACUCCUUUGUUUGGGGAAACAAUUAUCAUACAACCUUCAGUGGUUUUCUGGUCACAUGAAAUGUGAAAAUCUGUAUCUCUGUAGUUGUUCCUGCUUGAGGGCGGUUGAAGAUCUGAGCUCACUAUAUUCAAGAUUCAAGCUUCAACAGGUUCAAUGUCGUAUCACAUACAAAUCUGCACCCUUAAUGAAUGAACACAUUGGGUUACAGGUUCCUCAACAAUGCAAUUACAAGACAUAAAACACAUUUAAUAUCCACCACCAUGUAAUUCUAAAUGUAUUGUCACACAGGACUAUACCUAAUAAAAUAAUAGUCUAAUAAUGCCUUCCUCACGAAGACUUCUCGAGGUCGACCGCACUGAGACACUUCCUUUUUAAGGAUCUUGGUACAUCAACAAAUACAACGUCUAUCAUGUUUUAUUGCUUUAUUUUUUACAAGAACCCCGAAGAGAUUUACAAAAUGUUUUCCAAAUAUGAGUUGUCAUAACGCCUUCUCACAGUUCUUAGGUGAUCAUUGAAAGAAUGGUAUACUUUUUAGUCUCAAAGUAGUAGACAGCUUGUAGAAUUUUGCUUUACAAAUGCAUCCGCGGGGUUGCCAGCUAACCAGCUACCAUAAGCUUAUUCUGUUUGUCUUAUAAUUCUAAGAUCAUGUUCAGGAGGAUUUAAUAGUGAGUGAACUGGUCAACACCAUAAACAGUCCUUGUUAUAAUGACCGAUGGAAACACAGAUUAAAGAAGCUUUGCAAUAAAAUGUGUUUUCUUCA